AUGUUCCUGUUAUUACAAAAAGUGUCUAUAAUGAUUACUUUUAAAAGUAUUACAUUUACAAUUUGGAAGACUAUACUGCAAGAUCUCUUGUUGAGAAAAUUGAAAUUGAGAAGAGGAAGAAUGAAUAAAUUGUAAAUAAUAUAUAACAUUUAUCGUAGAUAACAUAUCCUAUAAGCAACUUAAUGA
This is a messenger RNA of Paramecium primaurelia, 186 nucleotides long. The record is from the annotation of a GenBank genome assembly. Lineage: Eukaryota; Ciliophora; Oligohymenophorea; Peniculida; Parameciidae.